Limanda limanda (common dab) is the source of this 1158-nucleotide messenger RNA. RefSeq names its product potassium inwardly rectifying channel subfamily J member 11 (gene kcnj11). The transcript has a single exon. Gene Ontology annotation, molecular function: ATP-activated inward rectifier potassium channel activity. Gene Ontology annotation, biological process: potassium ion import across plasma membrane; regulation of monoatomic ion transmembrane transport. Gene Ontology annotation, cellular component: plasma membrane. Lineage: Eukaryota; Metazoa; Chordata; Actinopteri; Pleuronectiformes; Pleuronectidae. The record is from RefSeq and is a predicted model, not a curated record. The coding region runs from base 1 to 1158 and encodes 385 amino acids.
AUGUUGUCCAGGAAAGGACUCAUUCCUGAGGAUUACCUGCUGACUCGCCUGGCGGAGGGGGUCCUGCAGCCCAAGUUCACAGCCAAACCGGGGAAAGCUCGGUUCGUCGCCAAGAACGGAACCUGCAAUGUGGCGCACACCAACAUCCGCGAGCAGGGCCGCUUCCUGCAGGACGUCUUCACCACCCUGGUGGAUCUGAAAUGGCUCCACACGCUGGUGAUCUUCACCAUGUCCUUCCUGUGCAGCUGGCUCCUCUUCGGGAUGAUCUGGUGGCUGGUGGCCUUCGCGCACGGCGACCUGGACCAAAGGGGGGCCGACUUUGUGCCGUGCGUAACGGGGAUCCACUCCUUCUCCUCCGCCUUCCUCUUCUCCAUCGAGGUGCAGGUGACCAUCGGCUUCGGCGCCCGCAUGAUCACGGAGGAGUGCGUGUCCGCCAUCAUGAUCCUGAUCGUGCAGAACAUCGUGGGCCUGGUCAUCAACGCCAUCAUGCUCGGCUGCAUCUUCAUGAAGACAGCGCAGGCGAACCGGCGCGCCGAGACCUUGAUCUUCAGCAAGCACGCAGUGAUCUCCGUGCGCAACAACAAGCUGUGCUUCAUGAUGCGCAUCGGAGACCUGAGGAAGAGCAUGAUCAUCAGCGCCACCGUGCGGAUGCAGGUGGUGCGGAGAACCACCACGGAGGAGGGCGAGGUGGUGCCGCUGGACCAGAUCGACAUCCACAUGGACAACCCGGUGGGCACCAACGGCAUCUUCCUGGUGUCCCCCCUCAUCAUCUGCCACGUCAUCGACAAGGACAGCCCCCUGUACGACAUGUGCGCCGAGGACCUGCAGCACGACGACCUGGAGGUGGUGGUGGUGCUGGAGGGGGUCGUGGAGACCACCGGCAUCACCACGCAGGCCCGGACCUCCUACGUGGCGGAUGAGAUCCUGUGGGGCCAGCGCUUCGUGCCUACGGUGGCCGCGGAGGACGGCAUGUACGCGGUGGACUACUCCAAGUUCGGCAACACGGUGAAGGUGCCGACCCCCUGCUGCAGCGCCAAGAAGCUGGACUCGGCGGGGGGCAUCGCCCGCUUCAAGCUGAGCGAGGGCGUCACCUUGCGGCCGUCCGUGAGAAGGCGCCAUGCCUCCUCGGGCAUGCGCAGGUCCGGGAUGGACGUUUGA